AUGGCGGAAGAAUUCACGGAAGAUAUAGGAGUAGUGAGCAAGAGGCUGCUCGAACCAGUACCCUUUGUAAGAACGAAUAACUGUAUUAAGGAUGUGGACUCCGAGCUGUUCAUUAAGGCAUAUGCGAGUUACCUAAAGCUGCACAACAAAAUAACCUUCCCAAAAUGGUGUAACUUUGUGAAAACAGGAAAAGGCAGAAAAUUAGCUCCCCUAAAUGAUGAUUGGUAUUUUGUAAAGGCAUCCAGCAUUUUGAGAAAAUUGUAUCUUAGCCCAGACAUUGGAGUUGGCUACCUCAGAAGGCACUACAGUUACAAGCAGAGAAGAGGCGUCGCACCUAAUCACACCAGUUUAGCUAGUGGAAAAAUAUUGAGGUCAAUUUUGCAGCAGUUAGAAAAUCUUGGUUAUGUAGAACAGAACCCAAAGAAAAAGGGAAGGAGACUGACCACCAAGGGAGAAAAUGCAAUUAAUAACUUUGCAAGGUACAUAAACAAGAAAGUAUACAAAUUGGAGAAGGAGUGA
Molecule: messenger RNA, 519 nt
Organism: Plasmodium cynomolgi strain B
Lineage: Eukaryota; Apicomplexa; Aconoidasida; Haemosporida; Plasmodiidae
Product: 40S ribosomal protein S19s
Exons: 2
Coding region: 1-519 (172 amino acids)
Biological process (GO): translation; ribosomal small subunit assembly
Cellular component (GO): ribosome; cytosolic small ribosomal subunit
Molecular function (GO): structural constituent of ribosome; RNA binding
Source: RefSeq, a predicted model, not a curated record